Acaulospora morrowiae is the source of this 939-nucleotide messenger RNA. NCBI's taxonomy places the organism in Eukaryota, Fungi, Glomeromycota, Glomeromycetes, Diversisporales, Acaulosporaceae. The record is from the annotation of a GenBank genome assembly.
AUGCCACGCAGAAAGCAAGUGAUAAAGACUGGUAAUGAGACAUCGUCGGAUAAGUCACCGCCUGUUUCAUCUAGGCUUCGUUCUGCAAGUAAAAAGGGCACACAUAAUGAUGAUAUCACGAAGUCAAUUUCGGAAAAAGGCCUGAUAAAAGCAAAACACGCUUCAACGGAAAAAACCAUUCCUGAGGAGCCUUCAAAUUCAGAAAGUGUCCUCGAAGAGGUUGGCGGUACGACAGAAAAUAGAGCUUCAAUUCCAACAACAACGAAGGAGGUGGACGAUUCGGAGUUGCAAGAAGUCAGCAAGGAAGCUUUAGGAGAAGUCAUUGAACAGGAAAAAACGACAGGUGGAAUGCCAAGGUUAGAAACUUCGGACGAUGAGGCAGCACCAGAAGAAGUUUCGAUGAAAACGAGUAAAGCACAAGAAUUGGAUGCACAGAAGCGAAAACGAGCGAUUGAGAAAAGACUUACAGAGGAAAAGAAACAAAAACUUCGUGAACUUGAUCGGAAAUACAAAGAACAAAAAAAUCGGAAGUUGAAAAAAGAAAUGAAAGAUGUUCAGGCGGGUUCAUCUUCUGGUAAUCUGUUGGAUUCAAUAAAAAAAAGAGAAUUGCCUACAUUUUUACCAGAUAGAGUAUUGGAAGAUUUAGCAGUUGAAGAAAGGAUUAUUGAUGAAAGGAAAAAUGUGUCGGUGUCAGAUGAAGUCGUAGAAGAGACUAACCGUAAGAAUGUUGAGCCUCCUCGGAAGAAAAAGAAAAAGCAUCACGACACUGGACCAUUUACUGUUGUUGUCAUGGAUCACAAUGAACCUAAAUUUGUUGGUAAAGGAGUUGUCGAAUUCCGAAAAAAUCAUUUUUAUGGAGGCAGACUGCCACGAAGGAAUGCUAUUUUGAAUGCAAGUCAGACAAGAAAUGGCGCGGCGCUCAGGUUUAGGAGAAGAUGA